Sus scrofa (pig) is the source of this 2754-nucleotide messenger RNA. The record is from RefSeq and is a predicted model, not a curated record. Lineage: Eukaryota; Metazoa; Chordata; Mammalia; Artiodactyla; Suidae.
AUCACAUCAGAGGUGGGGAAUUUGACUGUACAGAUGUCUGAAAUAAGCAGUCCCUUUGUUCAUUGCCCCCAGUCUAUGGUUCUCAUCAUGCAGAGAACUUUAUAUUUAUAGUGGGAGGCCUGGGUCUAGAUCAGAAUUGCAGAGUCUUCACUGACAACACAACUCAAGCCAGUAGAAAUUUAAUGUUGGACUCAUGUGGUGAUUUUUAAAAAUUGAGGCUGUAUUUAAAAAUUGAGAGAUAUCAUAGACCUCUGGUUUGACCUACCUACACUGUCACAAGCCAGUUUACUAGAGAAGUCAUUGCCCCUUUAAAUAGAGCAUGUACUGUUCAGUUUUCCACAGUCCCCACCAUUCUCUCUUGUCUCUCCUAUUGUACCUCUAUUGUAUCUUCAUUCACUGCUUGUUUGCUGCCUUCCUUGCUUCUGUAGGCAUCUGAGUUGAGGUCUCUGACUUACCUGAACCCAAAAGUACUAUCUGAGUCUACCAUCCUGUGAUCCUAGAGCCUACCAAUUACCUUUCCUGUACUUAAGAGUUAAUCAUCAGCUUCUUCUUAUGUAAAUUAGAACAGGAAAGUCUUGCUUGGCUAAUUCCUUCAAAAAUCUUAGUCUGAUGCUCUUAUUCUUCACCGAGCCUGUGUCCUGUGUCUGCCUGCUCAAUACUUGUCUCCUUUUUUUUGUCCCUGACUGAAGAUCCCUGAGGCCAGCUGUAGUUGUGGAUGUCCAGGGAGUUCAGGAGGUCCAGCCAGAUGAGUACAGAGUGGGUGCACCCAGGCCAGACCCUGAUCUGGGCUGUUUGGGUCCUUGCAGCCACCACUGAGGAGUCAGCCAUGGAUGCACCAGUGAGGAACACCAGGCUGGGAUGGGUCCGGGGGAAGCAAGCUACUGUGCUGGGAAACGACAAGCCUGUGAACAUAUUCCUUGGGAUCCCUUAUGCUGCACCCCCUGUGGGACCCCUACGAUUUGCAAAGCCAAAGCCUGCAUUGCCCUGGAAUGAUUUCCUCAAUGCUACAUCCUACCCUAAAUUGUGCCUCCAGAACUCGGAGUGGCUGUUCUUAGAUCAACACAUUCUCAAGGUGCAUUACCCCAAAUUUGGAAUGUCGGAAGACUGCCUGUACCUUAACAUCCAUGCACCGGCCCACGCAGACACUGGCUCCAAGCUCCCUGUCAUGGUGUGGCUCCCUUGGGGUGGCUUUGAGACUGGCUCAGCAUCCAUCUUUGAUGGGUCUGCCCUGGCUGCCUACGAGGAUGUGCUGGUUGUGACUAUCCAGUACCGACUAGGAAUGUUCGGCUUCUUCAAGUGAUGGGACAAGCACGCCCUGGGGAACUGGGCCUUCAUGGACCAGGUGGCUGCCCUGACCUGGGUCCAGGAGAACAUCAAGUUCUUUGGUGGGGAUCCACACUACGUGACCAUCUUCGGCGAGUCAGCUGGAGCCAUAAGUGUUUCCAGUCUUAUUCUGAGCCCCAUGGCCAAAGGCUUAUUCCACAGAGCCAUCAUGGAGAGUGGAGUGGCCAUCAUCCCUUACCUGAAGGCCCCUGAUUACGAGAGGAAUGAGGAUUUGCAGAUGAUUGCCAAAAUCUGUGGCUGCAGUGUGUCAGACUCCGUGGCCUUGCUGCAAUGCCUACGAGCAAAAUCAUCCAAGGAAUUGCUGAGCAUCAAUCAGGAAACUAAGGCUUUCACUCGAGUGGUUGAUGGCUUUUUCUUUCCUCAUGAGCCUAUAGAACUAUUGACUCAAAAAUCAUUUAAGCCAGUUCCUUCUAUCAUCGGCGUCAAUAACCAUGAGUGUGGCUUCCUGCUGCCUAUGAAAGAGUUUCCUGAGGUCCUCAGGGGCUCCAACAAAUCCUUAGUCCUGCAGUUGAUGCACUCAAUUCUGCACGUUCCUGUACAGUAUUUAUACCUUGUGGCUAAUGAAUAUUUCCACAACAAGCACUCUCUAAUUGAUAUACGAAAUCGCUUUCUGGAUUUACUUGGAGAUGUGUUCUUUGUGGUGCCUGGGCUGGUCACAGCUCAAUAUCACAGAGAUGCAGGUGCACCUGUCUAUUUCUACGAGUUUCAGCAUCGCCCCCAGUGCUUAAAGGACAGGAAGCCGGCUUUUGUCAAAGCUGAUCACACAGAUGAAAUCCGUUUUGUCUUUGGAGGUGCCUUCCUGAAGGGCGACAUUGUCAUGUUUGAAGGAGCCACAGAGGAAGAGAAAUGGCUGAGCAGGAAGAUGAUGAGAUACUGGGCUAACUUUGCCCGGAGCGGGGAUCCUAAUGGGGAAGGCCUGCCUCUGUGGCCGGCCUAUGGUCAGACCGAGGAAUACCUGCAGCUGAAUUUGAACUUGAGUGUGGGACAGAGGCUGAAGGAGCUGGAGCUAGAGUUCUGGACAGACACCAUUCCCCUGGUGAUGUCUUCGUCCAGAGUGCUCCUCGCUCCUCUUUCUUCCUUUAUCUUCCUUUCUCUGUUCCUGCCUUUCUUUUUCUCUCUGGUUCCUUGAGGAGUUUUCUUUGUGUGAUAUUGGUUUUCCUUCUCCUUCUGAGAUUUCUUCCACUAUUAUUAACUUUAUCUGUGUUUAGCUACUUAUAGAAUCAGCUGAUUUAGCAUCUGAUGUUUUGGGGAUGUGGAGAUGAUCCUAGCGAAAUAUUUUCAACAUCAAAAAAUGCAAUUGCCUUGGAAGUCACCAGCUUUCUUCCAUAAGUCUACAAGAGGGAUGGCUUAUUAGCAAGCAUCACAAUGAUCUUGUUAUUCAUAUAAAAUAAAAGAAGAAUGCAAAAUAUA